Messenger RNA from Ostrinia nubilalis (European corn borer), 731 nucleotides. RefSeq lists its product as uncharacterized. The coding region runs from base 15 to 575 and encodes 186 amino acids. The record is from RefSeq and is a predicted model, not a curated record. Lineage: Eukaryota; Metazoa; Arthropoda; Insecta; Lepidoptera; Crambidae. The transcript has 2 exons.
UUGUAAUAAUCAACAUGAUCGCCAAAGUCACACUCCUCGCCUGCCUUGUAGGCUUGGCAUAUGCCAGUGGGAUUGGCAACACUGGUUUGGGAGCCUAUGGCGGUCCUGGCUACCCCGGUUACGGGGCUGGUUACGGUGGUCUCAGCGGCCUCGGCGGAUACGGUGGUUUUGGCGGCUACGGCGCGUACGGCAACGGCUAUGGCGCUGGUUACGGUGGCUACGGAGCCGGUUACGGUGGCUACGGAGCUGGUUACGGUGGCUACGGAGCCGGUUAUGGCGGCUACGGAUCCGGUUACGGCGGUUACAGUUCAGUCCAUCCUGGCGGCGCAACGUCUUACGUUAACAUCGUCAAGCACAUUACCCCUAAGGCUGGGUACAACGGGCUUUAUGGAGGAGCUGGCUACGCCGGAGCCGGUGUAAAUGGCUUGGGAUAUGCAGGUGCUGCUGGCUGGCCAUCUAAUGCUGCCGGUUGGCCUAACGCCGGCGUUCCCUACGCUGGCGGUUACGGCGGCUACGGCGCUGGUUACGGCGGCUACGGCGCUGGUUACGGUAGCUACGGCAACAAUGGUUGGUAAAUAAAGAAGCUGGCAAUUGCUCGAUCAUUCAAUGUUUUAAUUAGACUGAUGAUACUUGAAUGCAAAUGAUUUAUUUAUUUAUUUAUUUAAUAGGACAACCAACAAGACAUACACUGGAAGACAAUCAAUAUUUACAACGUAUUUAACUUAAUCUAA